Messenger RNA from Papilio machaon (common yellow swallowtail), 715 nucleotides. Its product is annotated as brain protein I3. Lineage: Eukaryota; Metazoa; Arthropoda; Insecta; Lepidoptera; Papilionidae. Bases 99 to 479 code for a protein of 126 amino acids. The record is from RefSeq and is a predicted model, not a curated record. The transcript is spliced from 2 exons.
UACUGGUGAUUGUGUUGAUUGCGUUUUUUAUUUUACUUUCCUUGUUAAUUUUAACAAAGGUUAUUCAACUGAGACUCUCGAAACUUGAAGAACAAACGAUGGAGAAGCCAAAUGUAACUGUUUCGGACCAACCUCCACCGUAUUCCGCAACUGUGCCACCUGGUCCAGCUCCUCAACCAGCAGCCCAGCCGGCUGGGAUGCAAGGGGGUGCAUAUCCACCACCACCCCCUGGUUACACCCCAUAUGCUACAGCGCCACCACCCACUGCCUUUGUGCCAAGCUACGGAGCUACCAACAUUGUAAUAACUCCACCUAUAAUCACUGUUGGCGCUUGUCCAGCGUGCCGUGUUGGUAUUCUAGAAGAUGACUUCACAUGCCUUGGUAUCCUCUGUGCUAUCCUUUUCUUCCCGCUUGGAAUAUUAUGCUGCUUAGCAAUGAAAAAUAGAAGAUGUUCAAACUGCGGAGCUUUAUUUGGGUAACAAAAACUGGAACAUAUGGAUCAAGGUUAGAGAACAGAGGAUGCAAAAAUAUUCUAUCAUACAUAAAUGAUUACAUUUUCAUAUUUUUAUAUGCCAAAACUAUCAAAAACAAUGGAGGUAUAUAGCCACAAUAAAAGCAGUGAUUGAUAAAUACAUAUGUAUUGCAUAGUCUGUGAUUAUGCCUGAAUUAGUAAAAUAGAUUUCCAUAGUUAUUUUUCUUAACAUUCCAGGAACUU